Molecule: messenger RNA, 2435 nt
Organism: Pyricularia grisea
Lineage: Eukaryota; Fungi; Ascomycota; Sordariomycetes; Magnaporthales; Pyriculariaceae
Exons: 4
Coding region: 205-2301 (698 amino acids)
Biological process (GO): trehalose catabolic process
Molecular function (GO): alpha,alpha-trehalase activity
Source: RefSeq, a predicted model, not a curated record
CGGACGUUCGUCUACGGAGUAUUGCCACAGGUGUUCAACCCGCCUCACCGUCCAUUAACCUGCAGAGGUGGCGUGCGCUCUUGCAUAGUUCAAUAAAGGGUACCUAAUAUUUAAUUACAUACUUGCACGACCACACGGGUCCAACUGGACCUCUUGAACCACAGCAAGCUUUAGAUCCACCAAAGGCAGUCCGAUCAGCUAGCCAUGUCUCCUCUGUGGAAGACAACAGCAGCAAUUGCUGUUGCUGCCACUGGAUCCUUGGUCAACGCUGUGUACAUCAACGGGUCCAUCAUAACGCCAUGCGACUCGCUCAUCUACUGCCGCGGUGAGCUGCUCAAGGAGGUGGAACUGGCACAUCCUUUUGCCGACUCCAAGACGUUUGUGGACAUGCCCACGAUCAAGCCGGUGGACGAGGUUAUUGAAGCCUUCAACAAGCUCCAGAAGCCUCUAAGUAACAACACGGAGCUUCAGAACUUCCUCAGCGAGAAUUUUGCCCAAGCUGGUGGUGAACUAGAGGAGGUACCCAACUCAGAAUUAGAGACGGAUCCAGUCUUCUUGAACAAGCUCAACGACACCGUCAUCCGCGAGUUCGUGGAAAAAGUCAUAGACAUAUGGCCCUCCCUCACCCGACGCUACAAAGGUGCCUCCAACUGCGAUGCUUGCGCCGACAGCUUCAUCCCCGUCAACCGCACAUUCGUCGUCGCUGGUGGUCGAUUCCGGGAGCCUUACUAUUGGGACUCAUACUGGAUCCUCGAGGGUCUGUUGAGGACCGGUGGUGCUUUCACCAACAUCUCCAAGAACACGGUGGAGAACUUUUUGGAUUUUGUAGAAACCAUUGGGUUUGUGCCUAAUGGUGCCAGGAUCUACUACAAGAACCGCUCCCAACCCCCUUUGCUGUCGCAGAUGGUUCGAAUCUAUGUUGAGCAUACGAACGACACUUCCAUUCUGGACCGUGCUGUCCCGCUCCUCAUCAAAGAGCAUGAAUUUUUUGUCAACAACCGCUCCAUUGACGUCGAAGCCGCCAAUGGCAAGACAUAUAAGCUGCAAAGAUACGCGGUGACAAACACACAGCCCCGGCCCGAGUCUUACCGAGAGGAUUAUAUCACAGCCAGCAAUAGGUCUUACUACUCACAAUCGGGCAUAAUCUACCCAGAGUCUCGCCAGCUUAACGAGUCUGAGAAGGCUGUUCUCUACUCUUAUCUCGCCAGUGGCGCCGAGUCCGGUUGGGACUACACCUCGAGAUGGCUGUCGACACCCAACGAUGCUGUUCGCGACAAUUACUUUCCUCUCCGGUCUCUCAACACCAACAACAUUGUGCCCGUUGACCUCAACUCGAUUCUAUACGCCAACGAGGUCGCAAUCGCAGAGUUCUUGAACAGCACCGGAAACAGCACUGGAGCUUCGGAGUGGAUGGAUCUCGCUAAGCAGCGCAGUGAAGCCAUGUACGCGCUGAUGUGGAACGAGACGCUAUGGAGUUACUUUGACUACAACAUGACCUCCAAGGCACAGAACAGGUUCAUCCCUGUGGACGCGGACGCCGUAUCGCUCGAAACAGCCGAUGCCCCAGACGGUCAGCAGGUGUUUUUCCACGUGGCUCAGUACUAUCCGUUCUGGACGGGCGCGGCACCCCGAAGUCUCAAGAACAACCCGCUGGCGGUCCUCAGGGCUUACGAGCGUAUCGAUGCAUACCUCAAACUCAAGAGCGGCGCCAUACCGGCUACCAAUCUCAAGACGGGCCAGCAGUGGGACGAGCCCAACGUGUGGCCGCCGUUGAUGCACAUCUUGAUGGAGGGCCUGACCAAGGUCCCCGCAACCUUUGGCGAGGACGACGUGGCAUGGACUGAGGUCCAGGAGCUCGCACUCAGGCUGGGCCAGAGGUACCUUGACUCGACAUUCUGCACCUGGUACGCCACUGGUGGGUCGACGAGCGAGACACCGCAGCUGCAGGGACUCACGGCUGAGGACACUGGAAUCAUGUUUGAGAAGUACGGCGACAACUCAACCAACGUAGCCGGUUCAGGAGGCGAAUACGAAGUGGUCGAAGGCUUCGGGUGGACCAACGGAGUGCUCGUGUGGGUUGCCGACACGUUCGGCACCAAGCUGACGAGGCCAAACUGCGGCAACAUCACGGCGGCCAAUGUGCACUCGAGCGGCUCCCAGACGAGAAAGAGGGGUGAGAUGUGGAGCGCCCUUGAGAUGCACCCGUACGACGCGGCGUGGACCAAGGAGUUUGGGGCCAGGAAGGUCAGGAGGGACAAGGCUUCGGCGAGGGCCUUGGGGAACGCCAUGGGUCGUGUGUAAAUGGGGGGUUUGACGUUUAGUGAGGGAGCAAGCGAGCAUCGUAUAUUUUUGAUAUUAGCAUCGCGGAUGAUAAUGAUUAUGAUGGUAAUUGCUAGCUUUAGCUGUCAAUUUGACAUGAACACUUAUGAAGUUGC